AGAGCCCCUCGGGUGCCCGGCCCCCGGCAGAAACCUGCCCACUCCCGUCGGCCCCCGCGGCCGCUCCCGUCUCCAUGGGAACGAAGGCAGCCAACCGGCGCGGCGGCUUCCGCUCCGCCCUGACGGAGGCGAGGACUCUGGCAGCGCCUGGGGUUCCGGCGGGUCUGCCAGCUGCGGGCCGCGAUGCUGAAGGCCAAGGUCCUCUUCGUGGGGCCCUGCGAGAGUGGAAAAACUGUUUUGGCCAACUUCCUGACAGAAUCUUCUGACAUCACCGAAUACAACCCAACCCAAGGAGUGAGGAUCCUGGAAUUUGAGAACCCACACGUUACCAGCAACGACAAAAGCACGGGGUGUGAAUUUGAGCUCUGGGACUGUGGUGGCGAUCCAAAGUUCGAGUCUUGCUGGCCAGCCCUGAUGAAGGACUCUCAUGGGGUGGUGGUCGUCUUCAAUGCUGACAUCCCAGGCCACCUGAAGGAAAUUGAGAUGUGGUAUUCCUGCUUCGUCCAGCAGCAGUUUUUACAGGACACUCAAUGUCUGUUAAUUGCACACCACAAACCAGGCUCUGGAAGUGACAAAGGAAACCUGGCUUUGGCACCACCCUUGAACAAGCUGAAGCUGGUGCACUCAAAUCUUGAGGAUGACCCAGAAGACAUCAGAAUGGAGUUCGUAAAGUAUUUAAGAAGCAUAAUCAACUCAGUGUCUGAGAGCAGAGACCGGGAGGAGAUGUCAAUUAUCACCUAACCGGCCUUCACCUAGACGCUUCCGCAUCCCAAAUGAAGUCAAUUUCAGUGCAGAUCUGAAAUCCGUCCACCUACUAAGGUUCUCAUCUCCCUUUGGCUGUAGAAGACAUUUUCCUUAUUUAGCCAAAGGUAACAGUCAGCCAGGGAGUUGACUCAUACCAUCUAUUCUCUGUCCUCAGUUCAGCUGAGAAACUCCUGUUAUUGAACUCUGAUACCUUUGCCCCAGAUCUCUCCAGAGAGCUGGAAAACUGAGGUGGUUUUUUUUUCCCCUUCACAUUAUGCCAUACUGUAAAAGUUGUGGAAUCGUAACUGUCACAGCCCAGUGAUACCAACAGUAGUUCAAUCCACGUACAUUGGUUUAAAUGUGAUUUUCAUUCCUUAAUCUGUACAAUUUGCCUAGGAUAUUCUUGAAAAAUAUUAGCAUUUAACCUCUGCAAGAUUUUAUUUUUAUUUAGAUGUCCUUGAUAUCUGGACACCGUAUCACACUGGAAGGUGGAAUACAUAUACAUCUUCUAAAAACGUUUUUUAUUAUCUCAGGGGAAUUUAAUUCUUUGUUUUUUUUGAAUUUAAUUCUUAAAUAUUAUUUCAUGUAAUACAGGGAAAAACAAUGUGAUGUUGUCAUAACAACCAUUUGUAAAAAUAGUCAAAAGAUUUAAUGCUCAGGAUAAGCAAAUAUGGUGAGUUUAUAGCUUAUUGUACAAGUGAGUUUGUUUUAGUGACCUUACGAAUUAUUGUUCUUCCAUAAUUUGUACUUUUUGAAUUUUUUAACACAGCCAACCUGAAAAUAUAUUAAGUAGAUCAAAAGUUAGAUGUAGGGACUUCCCUGGUGCCACAGUGGUUAAGAAUCCACCUGCCAACUCAAGGGACAUGGGUUCCAUCCCUGGUCUGGAAGAUCCCACAUGCCACAGAGCAGCUAAGCCCAUGAGCCACAACUACUGAGCCUGUGCUCGAGAGCCCGUGAGCCACAACUACUGAGCCUGCGUGCCCCAACUACUGAAGCCAGUGUGCCUAGAGCCUGUGCUCCACAACAAGAGAAGCCACCACAAUGAGACUCCCGCGUACCGCAGUGAAGACUAGCCCCUGCUCGCUGCAACUAGAGAAAGCCCGCACGCAGCAACGAAGUCCCAACGCAGCCAAAAAAAUAAAAUAAAAUUAGAUGUAGGUCUUUUCAACUGAGAGUGGAAGAAAAGUAGAGACACAAGAGAUGAAAUAUAUGCUUGUCUGCGUUUCACUCUUACAAUGAAGAGGGCUGUGUGUGGGCAGUCUGCUUGAGAGAGUGGUGUUGGCAGAUAACGACAGUUCCCUGGUAAAUUUAUUUAUUUAUUUUUAAAUUUUAUUUUUAUUUAUUUAUUUUUGGCUGCAUUGGGUCUUCGUUGCUGUGUGCGGGCUUUCUCUAGUUGCGGCGAGCAGAGGCUACUCUUCAUUGUGGUGCAUGGGCUUCUCACUGUGGUGGCUUCUCUCGUUGUGGAGCACGGGUUCUAGGUGCACUGGCUUCAGUAGUUGCGGCACACAGCCUCAGUAGUUGCGGCACACAGCCUCAGUAGUUGUGGCUGACGGGCUCUAGAGUGCAGGCUCAGUAGUUGUGGCACACAGGCUUAGUUGCUCCGCAGCAUGUGGGAUAUUCCCGGACCAGGGAUCGAACCUGUGUCCCCUGCAUUUGCAGGAGGAUUCUUAACCACUGUGCUACCAGGGAAGCCCCCUGGUAAAUUUAGACUGAGCUACAGUCAACUCUUAGUAAACUGCCUGGAUUAUCCGUGAGCACAUUUUAGGCCCAGGUUAAUUUCCUUCUGCCUGACCUGCUCUCAGUUGGAACUUUUGCAAGGAACACAAGAUUACGUUAAUGCAAACUGUAGUAAAUCUUCUUUACAUAAUAGCUGCAAUAAUAAUAAUUGAUCUUGAGACUACAGCUCCAAAACAGAGAUUAUUUUUAUCUGAUUUUUAAUGAUUAUCCAAGAGCUCAAUAGAAAAAUUACCCCAGCAGCUUUCAUUUAUGUCCAUAGCCAGAGUACAACCCUUGUGAGCCCUUGAAUCGAGAAAAAUGUUUUAAAAUUUAAGAGGCCAGGACUUCCCUGGUGGCGCAGUGGUUAAGAAUCUGCCUGCCAGGCCAAGGUGUCAGGGUUUGAGCUGCCACUGAAGGAUGUUCACUGCAGGUUGAUGUGGUUGGAUCUCCGUGGUAGUAAAGCCCCUCUGACCUCAGUGUGAGGGCUGGAUCGGAAGGAGGACGAGUGUAGAGGUGGCUGCUGUCAUUCCUUGGUUUGUGGCUCCAUCACUCCAGUCUUCAAGGCCAGCAUCUUCAAAUCUCUCUCUGCUCCAUCUUCACAUUAUCUUCGCCUCUAUCUGACUCAACUCUCCCUCUACCUCAUUCUUGUAAGGAUACUUAUAAUUGCAUUGAGGGCCCAGGAUAAUCUCCCCAUCUAAAGAUCCUUAAUUUAGUCACAUCUGCAAAGACGCUUUUUCCAAGCAAAGUAUCAUUUACAGGAUGUGCACGUCACAGGGAAUGGGGUCUGAUGUCUUUGCGGGCCAUUAUUCAGCCUACCACAGAUGCUGUUCACUGAGGCAUUAAUGGAAGAGGAUGAGCAGGUUUUGGGGGAGUGACAAAGGACUAGUUCAAGGUGACUCAGCUAGGGAGUUAGGGACUGGGACAGAACUGGAUCCCAUGCCCCCACUCUUUCCACUGUCUUGUGUAACUGGGCAGAUGAGUUUACAAGUGGACCUGGCUAAGAGUCUCACCCUUUGAGACUGAACCUAGUAAAGCAAUAACAACCACAGCAGGGCAAAUAACCAUUUUUGGAGCUAAACCAUCCAGAAAAUGGUUUGCAAGUAUGUUGCAGAUAGAUCUAGCAUCAUAUUUCUUUUUUUUUUUUUUUUGUGGUAUGCGGGCCUCUCACCGCUGUGGCCUCUCCCGCUGCGGAGCACAGGCUCCGGACGCGCAGGCCCAGUCGCUCCGCGGCAUGUGGGAUCUUCCCGGACCGGGGCACGAACCCGUGUCCCCUGCAUCGGCAGGCAGACUCUCAACCACUGUGCCACCAGGGAAGCCCCAUCAUAUUUCUUGAAACCAAUCAAAUGACCAAGUAGUAUUCUGAAGCUCUGUUGUAAAGAAAAUUACAACUUAUAUUGUAACCUGAAUGUCCAUAUCUCAAAAUUGUUCAGGAAAGCUCCUGGAGAUCAUUAUACAUUUGCUGGAACGCCAGAAGACCCUUAUGUCCAAAGUGUAGGCUAAGUUGCUAUAACAACAGAUGGAGCUUUGCUGGUAACUGAGAACAUAUAAGAGUUAAUAAAAGAGCAGUGCUCCUGAUACCCAUUGAAAAGGUAACUGCAUUGGUACCACUUAAGAAAAUCAUUCUGAACUGUGGCCCUUCUAGAUCUUGACUUCAGCCUUCCCCACCUGAUUCCUGAGAACUACAUGAAUAUCCUGGCCGUGGCGGAUGCUUUUUCAACAGACGUACUCUUUCCUCAGGCAAGAAAUGAAGGAUUCUACAUUUUAAAAACCAAAACCAAAGAAAUAAAUGAGGAAGAUGGAAACUCUGCUUUUGAAUGUUAAGAAGAAAUUACGUAUUUUUGACUGUGACUUCUAAACUGCUUUAUCAGUUAAACAAUUCUCUAUGUUUAUGAUCUGGGCCAUUCUUCCUACCGAAGUUAAAAGCUAAUGGAAAUGUGUCUGCCAAGUAUUCCCACUUCAAAAGGAAAGUUUCUUGGUGCUUUGAUGUGAGCAAUACCUCAUCUGUCUUCUUACACCGUACAGUUCACUCCUAUCUAGGCUUUCUGAUAGCCUUUAAAAGUAUGCCUCCUUUCUCUAAAGCCUCAGGCAGAUUCACUCCACACUUACAGCUCUUUGGACCAAGUGUAAUUAUAGAUCUUAGACUUUCAAAGUGUUGUGUAAAAACAAAAACAUCUAUUAAGACUGUUUAUAAUCCUACCGGAGUUUUGUGAUAAGUAAUUCAUACAAGAACCAUCGUGUUUUUGUUUUUUGUUUUAAUCUUUUGUGUGACUUUACAAGACCUGGAAAACACCUAGGUGUGAAUUAACCAGAUCAUGUAAUGAAAUAUUUUGUUCAGAGAAAUAAAAUCCUAAUUUUAUCAAAGUA
Orcinus orca (killer whale) is the source of this 4824-nucleotide messenger RNA. RefSeq names its product intraflagellar transport 22 (gene IFT22). Gene Ontology annotation, biological process: intracellular protein transport. The transcript has 5 exons. Gene Ontology annotation, cellular component: endomembrane system. Bases 184 to 741 code for a protein of 185 amino acids. The record is from RefSeq and is a predicted model, not a curated record. Lineage: Eukaryota; Metazoa; Chordata; Mammalia; Artiodactyla; Delphinidae. Gene Ontology annotation, molecular function: GTPase activity.